Physcomitrium patens is the source of this 1334-nucleotide messenger RNA. Its product is annotated as high-affinity nitrate transporter-activating protein 2.1. Gene Ontology annotation, molecular function: nitrate transmembrane transporter activity. The record is from RefSeq and is a predicted model, not a curated record. NCBI's taxonomy places the organism in Eukaryota, Viridiplantae, Streptophyta, Bryopsida, Funariales, Funariaceae. Gene Ontology annotation, cellular component: plasma membrane. Gene Ontology annotation, biological process: response to nitrate; nitrate transmembrane transport.
UUUGAUGGCGGGGGCCAACAUCCCCCAACAGCGGCGAACACAGAGAUUCGAAUUCUACGAUUCCACGAUUCGCCGCCUUCUCUCACUGUCAAUUAGCUUGCCCCUUGUGUCUGCUCAACUCCACCAAACCCCACCAGGAACUCUCGAUAUCUUGCAGACUCUUCUAAUAAAUUGGCCUCAUCUUCCAAUCUCUGAACUACUACCGUUCGUCUUGCCUCCUCUGUAGCUCAGCAUCUGAAGGCCAGGUCUUUAACAUCUCGGAGGACAACUGCUUUGCGAACCUCACAAUGGAUUUUUCCCGCAAACUUUCUGUGGCCCUCUUGAUCGCUGCAGCGAUCUUGGGACUAGCAAGCCAUGCGGAAGGACAGGUCUUGUUCAGUAAAUUACCGAAGUCGUUGGUAGUAACAGCUACUCUGCCUGAUGGCAAACCAAUUGGAGUGGUGAAGACCGGAGAGGACUCAAUUCUAGUGAAAUGGGCAGUCAACACCAGUGCACAAAUCCCUGCCAGCAAGGUCAAGACCAAACUGUGCUUUGCAGUGGAAAGCCAGCUUCUGCGAGGAUGGCGCGCGACCAAGGACGACUUGAAGAAGGACAAGACCUGCUUGUAUAACAUCGCCACACAGGAUUACACAACAGCUGGAGGUGAAGUCACCUACAUGCUAGCGAAGUCCAUUCCUGGUGCCAAAUACUUCGUUCGCGCGUACGCCGUGAAUGCCGACGGGGUCCAGGUUGCCACGGGCCAGUCCAGCCCUAACAAAGUCGCCAACACCUUCACCGUCAUCCCCAUCAGUGGUCGCCAUGCUAGUAUCGAUAUCGCCGUGGGUGUGCUUUCGGUGUUUUCAGUGGGAUCUCUCUUCGGAUUCUUCAUCCUGGAACGCAUCUACUUGAAGAGGAAGAAAGGAGUAUAGCUUUUUUCGCACAUGAUUUUAUCACUAAUUGAGGCUGAUCAGAAACAUUGGUAUCGACAACCCCAGAGAGUGAUCAACACCAUUUCUCGCACUUUGCCACUCAAAUCAUUCUUCAGGUUUUGCUAGUGGGCUGUUCUGUGGGCCAUCUCACUGUUCCACACAGCCAAAGGAUUUAGUACUCCAGAGAGUUGAGAGGGCGAAGCUCUUCUCCUUGAGGAAAAGCACAAUUUUUUUUCAAGGUUACUGUACAGAAGAAACUAGGAAUGGGUGGGGGUUUAGGAUGAGAUUAGUGGGUUAAUUCGCGCUAAUCUGAUUAGUCUUAAAUUAAUGUGGUCGUGUAUGGACACGGAAACUCCUGCUGUCCUCAUGUGACUUUGUGAUAUAUUGAUGGUCUGUGGGUAAAUUUAUGAGUCUUCUUUUCCAUCA